Molecule: messenger RNA, 162 nt
Organism: Cetraspora pellucida
Lineage: Eukaryota; Fungi; Glomeromycota; Glomeromycetes; Diversisporales; Gigasporaceae
Source: the annotation of a GenBank genome assembly
AUGCUACGACAACUGCAAACAAAAUUUGAUGAUUUGUCCACGCAAUUGGUCAAUAAAAUGGAAGACAUGGAUUCACGAAUAGAUGUACUUCAAAAAUCUCUUGAAACUUUAAUGCAACAGGCUGCUACCGAUAAUAUUAUAGCUGAUGACCUGAAGAAAUAG